CUGGUUACUUUCUGUCUCUCUCCACACCAGUGUGUCGACAAAAGUGAGUAACAUGGAAAAAACUAAAACAGCUCAUCUGAGAUCUUCUCUGUGGACGAGGUAAAAUAGCUUUUCUCAUUGGAUUUCCACCAAACUGGUACAGGGAUUGCACAGAUAUGACUCUAACCUGAAGCUUCUGAGAGAGGACUAUCAGACAGGAUGGAUGCUUUGAAUUCAUCUCACGCCAACAACAUCAGCAGCAGUGGAAACACAAGUGUCCUCUCUGAGAGCCCGUACACUACUGUGGAGAUAGUGCUCAUCAUCCUGGUCGCUGGAUCUCUCAGUCUGAUCACUGUCAUCGGAAACAUCCUCGUCAUGCUCUCCAUAAAGGUAAACAGGAACCUGCAGACCGUCAACAACUACUUUCUGUUCAGCCUGGCCUGUGCAGACCUCAUUAUUGGCAUCUGCUCCAUGAACCUCUACACGGUCUAUAUCGUGAUUGGCUACUGGCCCUUGGGAGCAGUGGUGUGUGACCUGUGGUUGGCCGUCGAUUAUGUUGUCAGCAAUGCCUCAGUCAUGAACCUGCUCAUCAUCAGCUUCGACCGUUACUUCUGUGUCACCAAACCACUCAGCUACCCAGCACGGCGCAGCACCAAGAUGGCCGGCCUGAUGAUCGCAGCAGCCUGGAUCUUAUCCUUCAUCCUGUGGGCUCCAGCCAUUUUAUUCUGGCAGUUUAUUGUUGGCGGAAGGACGGUGCCAUCAGACCAGUGCUACAUCCAGUUCUUCUCCAAUGCAGCGGUGACUUUUGGGACAGCCAUAGCAGCUUUUUAUCUACCAGUUGCCAUUAUGAUCCACCUUUACUGGCGCAUCUCCAAAGCCAGUCGCAGCCGCAUGACGAGGGAGAGUAGGAAGGCCUCGGGAACCAGUCUGGCAGAAGGUCCCUCCAACAGCCAGGAGGAAGGGUAUGAGAACAACUGUGUAAGAAAAAAACACACCCAGGUGAGUGAUGGAAAUGGGAAGGAGAAAGAAAUGCUGCAGCAGCAAAAUGGGAGUGGCCCCUGCAAGGAAGAACAGGCCGACCAAGUGGACUCCACAUCAGAGAUUGUCCAUGCUUCUACAUCUAAAGACAUCGCAGCCCCUGCUUUGUCGCAGGAGAGCUUAAAUGCCGUGAAAAAUCAAACACAGAAAUCUUCUCCUCGGAACUCAACUAUUGACAGACAAAGCAUGGCUGCAAGGACACUGUUGAUGGUAACAAAGCGUACUGUAACUGAGAGUGUUGUGGCGAAGUGGAAGAGAAAGGGCAAUUCUUCCAGGGAAAGAAAAGUGACACGCACCAUCAUGGCCAUCCUGGUUGCUUUUGUUGCCACAUGGACUCCGUACAACGUGAUGGUGUUGAUCAACACCUUCUGCUCCAGCUGCAUUCCCAGCCCCUUGUGGACCAUCGGCUACUGGCUCUGCUACAUCAACAGCACAAUCAACCCUGCCUGCUACGCCCUCUGCAACGCCACCUUCAAGAACACCUUCAAACAUCUCCUUCUGUGCCAGUACAAGAACAUUCGUGCACGAUGAGGGAAAAACGUGAUUGACUUGUAUUAUGGGGCCAAAACAGUAUGAUGCAUCUCAUAAAAAGAGUUAAAAAUCAUUGAAAACGUGUGAAAAAUAGACUCGGUGUGUUCUUGUUUUGCACUAGUUUUAUUUCUUAUUUUCACUUCCACUGAAAGAUUAACUUUGUUUUGCUCUUAUUCAACAAUGUUCAGUUGUAAAGAGUUAAAUGAAGGUGUGGCUCUGUGUAAUAAGAUGUUUAUUGAUCUUCACUGAAUGGUUAUUGUGAAAUAUAAAAUUUAACUGUAUAUAUGCAAUUUUGAUUUGAUGCGAUGUUUUUCUCUUUGCUCCUGCUAUAUGAACUUAUGAUGUUCAUUGUUUAAAACUGGUGUUAAUGUGAUGUAAAAAUAUUACUUCUACAAGAAGAAGAAGAUGUAUUAUUGCAAAGGACAAUGGUUUAUUAAUACUGUAUUACAAAUGCACUGGAACUGGAAGAAUUAAAGAAAUCUUUCUGACUUAAAUCUCGUCUUCAACCCAACUGAAGAGGUAAAAAGUGAAUUAGCUGGUGUAAACUGAUGUGUGUCAUGUGAGUGUGAUUCCUCUGGCUUUGUUUAAUCAGUCAUAUCAAGAUGAUACCAGAUGACACUAAUGCAGUCUGUGAUCUGUGGCAUUGUGAAACGUCUCUAAAUGUGUUGUUUGUCUACAGUCUCAUA
Cololabis saira (Pacific saury) is the source of this 2234-nucleotide messenger RNA. Its product is annotated as muscarinic acetylcholine receptor M2-like. Lineage: Eukaryota; Metazoa; Chordata; Actinopteri; Beloniformes; Belonidae. The record is from RefSeq and is a predicted model, not a curated record. Bases 199 to 1548 code for a protein of 449 amino acids. The transcript has 4 exons. Gene Ontology annotation, cellular component: plasma membrane; synapse; dendrite. Gene Ontology annotation, biological process: regulation of smooth muscle contraction; G protein-coupled receptor signaling pathway, coupled to cyclic nucleotide second messenger; adenylate cyclase-inhibiting G protein-coupled acetylcholine receptor signaling pathway. Gene Ontology annotation, molecular function: G protein-coupled acetylcholine receptor activity; G protein-coupled serotonin receptor activity.